Molecule: messenger RNA, 5664 nt
Organism: Venustampulla echinocandica
Lineage: Eukaryota; Fungi; Ascomycota; Leotiomycetes; Helotiales; Pleuroascaceae
Exons: 3
Coding region: 1-5664 (1887 amino acids)
Biological process (GO): carbohydrate metabolic process
Source: RefSeq, a predicted model, not a curated record
AUGGGUAUCGAAGGCCGCCAAGCGCCUCCAUUGCCAGCACCCACGGAGACAGAUACCGCCACAGGCGACGACACAGCUUCCAGAAUCACAGAGAAAAGCCAGUAUACAUUGCCCGAAGACGGAAGCCCCGUCACGAUACCUACGCGGCGCAAAAAGAGCGACAAGAGCGGCCUCGGUAACCUCUCGUCGAACAAAUCACAGACGUCCCUCUUGAUCGAAUACUUCGAAGGCGGGAAGGAGGGCGAGGCUGAAUCCCGACGGCCAUCCGUCAGAGUCAAGGUGACGCCAUCAUCGAAGAGCAGAGACCGCUCCUCAAACGACCAUAUUCAAAUUACGGAGCGGAAAGGCACGCGGAAGCCGUCAUACACCAAACGCAUCCAGCUCUCCCCCAACGUCAAAAGCGACAAGUCCCUCGCGGGGGAGGGGGAUGACCACAGCGUCCAUUCUUAUAGAUCCGCUACAGAAGAGUCCAACGUUACCUCGAGAGGAGGUGGGCCAAUUGAGGUUGAAAUUAUGCCUAGGCGACAUGGAAGCCCUCUGAUUCCAUCAGGCGAAAGCAGCUCGAAAUAUAUACACCAUAAUGCCUCCGAUAUCUCCUCCAUGCAAGCAAACAGCUUCCUGGACGGCACGACACGGUCGCCCGAGCGAAAACGCAGCCGCAGUUUGACAAGGGGAGAAGCAUUGGCUGCAGGUGCUGCGACCGGCCUGGCCGCUGGUGCGGUGGCAGAUAAAUUGAGAACUCCCUCACGCCGGCGAAGUCGGAGUCUAAGUCGAGAGCGGAUUGUGGCACAAAAAGCCGUGGAGAAGGUUCGAGGGGAGAAAUCAGAACGCCGCCGCAAACAUAGGAGUAGGAGUCGCAGCGUGAGCGGCGAGCACCUCGAAGGUGUGAAAUCUUCUUCCCGACGACGAUCGAGUCGAAGCCAUCAGGAUGAUUCGUUGGUCUCCGGUGGAGAUUCUAGCCUGCUCAAUUCCCACUUAAGCGGCAAGUCCGGUGACGCUUAUUCUUUCAGGUCUGGUACCUCAAAGUCUUCCAUCAACAAUCCAAAAUUGCUCGAGACCGUAGAGGAUGCUAUCCGUCGAUUGAUCCUGCCAGAAUUGACGGCAUUAAAGAGAGAGCAGAGCAAGAGCAAACAUCGUGAUAGGGACCGGAGAGGCUCGAUCACUUCAGGAAGUGGCGUUUCAAGGGAUUCAAGGGAGGAGGGUUCAAGACGACUGUCUGACCUUGGAAGCAGUACAGAUCUCUCAAGCAAGCCCAAAGUAACCUUAAAUGAUACAGAAGUUCUCUCGGGAGGCACUAUCAAGGGUCGCAAGGACAGAAAUAUCGAUCGAGUCAAGACCGAGGACUCUCCCCGAGGCUUUGAGCGAGGUUCCUCAGAGGAGACGGCAAUCCAGGAUGGUGGGCGUGAGCGCGUGCGCAAGAAGCGAAGUAGUGACCAUCGUGGAGUUGAAGCAGCAGCUAUUGGCGCGGGAGUAGGUGCUUUGACGGCCGCAGCCCUGCAUAAACACCAAUCUCAAGAUUCGAUUGAUGAGAAAAAGGAGCGCCGACGGCGAAGAGCUAAGAGUCGAAGCCGGCCUGAUAGCUUGGCCGAGAGCUAUGAGGAGCGAGAGAGAGAAUUAAUGCCGCCUAUGCCCCUCAUGAGUGACAUCAACGCCUCUGAAAUCACGAGGAGCUCAAUUCUCUCUGCCGAGACGGAGAGACCUCAUUCAGCCAGCCAGGAGCACCAGGUAACACCAAUUCGAGAAGUUCCACGAGGUAUCGCUUCGCCAUCCUCGGUGACGCCUACUAGGACACCCGUUGCUUUACAACAAGGCUUGGGGACUCAGCAUUCCAACUAUUCUCGCGGGGAUCUCCAUGAACAGAAUAGCGAACGGCAAUUACAUGAGGAGUUUGAAUUAGACGAUCAUGGUCGUAAAAUACCAAUGCAUGCUUCACACGAGGAGUACGAAGAUUCAUAUGUCGAAGAUGAGCAAAGUAAGCGUCACUCCCACCCCCUGGCUGCUGGUCUGGCCGCUGGUAUGGCUGGCGCUGCAGCUGGAGCUGGGUUAUCAGCAUAUCAUCAUCGUGAUGAUGACCAUGAAGACUCGGAGCUCCUUGAAGACGAUCGACCAAGCUACUAUCAGAACACCCAAGAGGUACCGCCACCUUUACGCUAUGUUCCAUACGGUCAUGAGAGGCGCGGAUUGAGUCCAAUUCCGAGUGUCUCGGGCUAUACCGAAGGCGAACCUGAACAACAACGAUCUUCAAGACUGACGCAGAGCACCGGCGGCUCUUAUUCCUCCUUGAACAAGUCUGGCCAAGCACAGUCACCCAGAGUCUCCAUGAAAUCUCGCGACUCAUUAGGAAAUGUGAACAACCAUCACGAUUUCCCGGAUGUUCGCCAAGGGGGUCUCACGGAAUCCGAACUUACUCAAGAUAGCGAGUACUGGGAGGAACAACACAAAGAGAACGAUCGAAACCGUGACCUAGAUGCGGAAAGCUACCGUAGCUCGGAUCCACAUAUGGAUUAUAAGCAUAUGACAAAUUAUACCGACGACAGCAUGGAUAUGGAUCGUGUUGCGACGGGUCAGAACGUUCGUGGUGUUGCGCAGAAUGCUGAAUACGUACAUACUCCACUAGGGGUUGAAUCAGCCGUAGCAUCACUUGUGAACGCUUCAGACCUUACUGGGGUAUCUGGAUAUUCCGGUAACAAUGUUAAGGAUGGCCGGCGAGGAUCAUAUGCUUCAUUUGAGGAAGGAUCGGAGAGGCAUUUUGUUAGCCGUGACAACAGCCCCACGAAGCGCGGUAUGCACGGGAGCGUUGAGUAUGAUGGCUCGGAUAGAGGGACCUCAAGCCAGCGAAAUAGCCCAUCGAAGUAUCCAGAGUACGAACUUGACGACCAAGGACGGAAAGUAACAAUGCCCAAAUAUUCCGGGGGGCACACGGCUGGGAACGCUGCAUUGGCUGGUAUCGCCGCUGGGGCUGCAGCUGCUGUUCUUAGGGGCAGAAAUAAAGAGGCUGAUGCCGACAACAUCCAUUACGAGGACCGACAGGAGCACACAGGUGCACCUUUGCAAAAGUCAUUCAAAGAACGUGCCAUGGAAGGACACGGGCAAAUACCCUCUCCGCGUCAUAGCAUUGACGUUCCAUUGAGCGAAGCAGCAAGUCAUGAGCAGCUCCAACUGGGUGCGAGCGGCCUUCCAGACAUGGAGAAUCCCAUGCCUGAGAUCGGGUAUGGAGAUGAUGGCUCGGAUGUAACUACAAAUCCAUCUAUUAUCAAGGGGCCCAUUGGUGGAUCGCAAGAUGGAGCCAGGGACCACUGGCCAGGCCAUCCGACACCUCCACAGCCAACAUUGGACACCGGCAUGGCGACCCGAGAACAAAAGUCUGAUGCAAAUCUCAAGGCUGCUGAAGCUGCUCUUGUUGGAGCCGCAAUCGGAGCGGGUGGUGCUGCACUUGCAAACCAUACCAGAGACGUUAGUCACGAUCAGGACGAGGAUUGGCCAAGGACUUCAGGAGACCGGAAGAGAGACACUCUCAUUACCAAUCCAUAUGAAGGCACGAGCCCCAUUGCUAACAUCGGAGAACCGCUUGAUCCCAAUCUGUCAGCUCAACCUGGCUUCCAAGGUGUUGGUCACGAGUAUGGCCCUCCCAAGAUGGCCUAUUCCAUGGGAAGUCCUGGUCCUUUGCCAAAGGAUGAGGGAUAUAUGUCAUCUGCGCCCAAUGCCCGCUCUCCUGGCGCCAUCACCCCAGAGCAGAGAGCCAAAGGCGUUGGGUUCAUGGAUCAAGAAAUCGGAGGUGCGGUCGACGAUCUGGCUGGAAAUGACCCAUUUUAUACCCCGAAACAUGCUCGACAUCUCAGUGGUAUGUCACAUGGCAUGGGUUCGCCCAUCUAUGACAGUGCCACAGGAAAUGGCCUUGAUCGAAUUCAGUCGAAGGACAUCAUUGCUCUGAUGGAUCAUCUCACUGUUCGUGAUGCCCAACGCAGCGCACGCGACACGGAGAUCCUAGUUACACUUGUUCGCUCUGCAGCUGAAAUGCGGAAUUCUUUUGAAGACAUGAAACGCCUGUUAGCUGAUACGGAAGACCAAAUCAUCACAGAGGUCAAGGGCAAUACAGAAAAGUCCGUCCAAAAGGUUAUCAACGGACCAAGGCCGUUACCGCCGAGCGGUGCACGUUCUCUCCGGCAAACUUCUCAGGAUGAGAUGUUCGAUGAUCUCCGAAACAAGAAGAGGAAUGUAUUCCAAAGAGCCCUUAAGGGCCUUAGUAUGAGAAGCUCGAAUGACCUUGGCAAGAUUGAGGAGAUGUUAGUCCAGCUGCUAGGAGAGGUCGAAGGGUUGAAGGCAGCCCAAGGGCUUAGGUCCGAUCCUCACAAUGAAUCAUUUAGCGAGCUGCACCAAGAAGGCAAUUACGAGAACGACCAUGGCUAUGAACCUGAAGGGAAUGCUGGCACAUCUACUGCCAGCCAUGCAAGCCAGUCAGGUCAUCUUUCUAUCCCUGGGUCCCGAGGUCCCAGUGCAGCCAGAGGGUUUGACGUCCGGAAGUUCUCAGAUCACCGCAUCAGCACCGUGCCCGAAGGGGACGAGGAGGAGGCUGAUCAUCACGAUCAAGCUGUUCUUAGCACUCAAUAUGACCGCCAAGAUGGCCUGCUCACUCCUACUCAAGAAUUUACUCGCGGCGGCUCUGCGCCCUUGGGCACUCCACCACAGCAGCAUGUCGCUCCUGCAUCCCUGAGCAAUGAGAAUACCCCACGAACAGAUAAGAGCAAGAAGCAUAAGUCAAGUAGCUCCUCUGGUUGGAUUCCCAAGGUUUCUCGGUGGUCAGAGACAACUGCAUCGAGUGUCUUCCGGCCGUUCCGGAGUAGCGGCCGUAGCAGUGGAAGGAACCUUAAGGAUGAUCAAUUUGAGAAUCCGCCGUCGAGGUCUGGGUCUGAUCUUGACCAUUAUGCUGAGCAUGAUCCGUAUGGUGAUGACAAACUUCACACUGGGUUCUCUCAAGAGCAAAUUGAGCAAGAGCAAUACAAUGAAAACGAAGCCCCUCAAUCAUUGUUACCCCCUGAGGAUCCGAAGUACAAGGCACAUCGCAAUUCUUUAAAUCUACAACACCCACAACCUCGCCAGGGCCCAACUCAUCGGUACCAAACUGCCUUGGAAUCACAAGCGCAGCACUACGGCGCCCCGAUGUCGCCGAAAUCCUUAGAUUGGGGCUCGUCGACAAGCAUCAACCGCUUGCCAGCUCAGCAAACAAACCGCUACAGCACCGGCACGAAUAAUACCGGUGGAAAUCUCUCUCCAAUAUCGGAUGGCGGUUACUCUGAUGGCUCAGCGACCAACCAGGCUCCUGCGCGCCCACCAAAAGAGCCCCUAGCCCCCCAGCGACCACCCAAAGUCCGCACCGGCAAGCUCCAGAAACCGAGUCCACUGAGUAACGAGCAUCUUAAUGUCGAGCGAGACGCCAAUUAUGGCGCAAGUUAUGAGGGAGGCGGGUCCCCGCGGUCGGCAGCCAGGAAAUUAUCCGGCAAUAUGAGUGGUGUCCCUACGAGAAAGCCAACAGGGCCGAGAAGUAUGUCCAGCGCAUCUCGGAGUGGAGAGUUGAAUAGAGAUGAAACAGUCAUUCGAAGAAACAAAAAUAGAGAUACAUUUGGCACCAUUGCCAGUAAUAAUACCGAGGAAUCGGAGACUUUCUGA